This is a messenger RNA of Cynara cardunculus var. scolymus (artichoke), 1485 nucleotides long. RefSeq names its product protein-tyrosine-phosphatase PTP1. Lineage: Eukaryota; Viridiplantae; Streptophyta; Magnoliopsida; Asterales; Asteraceae. The record is from RefSeq and is a predicted model, not a curated record. The coding region runs from base 108 to 1148 and encodes 346 amino acids. Gene Ontology annotation, molecular function: protein tyrosine phosphatase activity. Gene Ontology annotation, biological process: protein dephosphorylation. The transcript has 9 exons.
CAAUAGUAGCACAGGGUACGUGUCAUUUUUACGAUCACAACCAUCAGCCACCGCCAUCCACCACGGGCAACGUAUCCUCCUCUCGCAGUCGGAGCCGUAAAUCGGCUAUGGCUGCCUCCGCCGGUGGUAAAACCCUAACAUCUUCCUCUUCUGCUGCUCCAAAUUCUUUCGAUAUGUCGACUGGUUUUCCACCCAAGCCCUCUCUCAAACCCGAUCAACUCCGUUACUGCGGUCAAGCUCUCAAGUUUUUCAAGGCCAAACAGACUGAUCAGUAUUCAAUUAUUGAGAAAGAGUUCGCCAUUUUGCAGGACCAAAGGAUGAGAGCAUCAGAAGUUAAUAGUAGUUGCUCGGUGGCUAAACUACAUGUUAAUUGUAGAAAAAACCGCUACUCAGAUGUUGUACCAUUUGAUGCAAACAGGGUUAUUCUUGAUCCAUGCAAAGAUCACAGAUCAUCAGCAAUGGGAUACAUCAAUGCUAGUUUCAUCAAAGCAGAGGUUAAUCCAUCUGAAAGUGUUUCUCGGUUCAUAGCCACUCAAGGCCCCCUUCCUGAAACCUUUGAAGAUUUCUGGGAAAUGGUACUCCAGAGUCAUUGUCCAGCAAUUGUGAUGCUCACUCGGCUAGUUGACCACCACAGGAUCCAGAAGUGUGGAGACUAUUUUCAAGCAGAGGAUGGUCCAAGAUUGUUUGGCAAUAUAUGUACAGUCACGAGAAAAAUAGCUACGACGGACAGUUCACUAGUGCUGCGCCAUCUGGAGGUGAAUUACGAAGAGUCAGUGGAUCCUCCUCUGCCUGUUUUGCAUAUUCAAUAUCCUGAAUGGCCUGAUCAUGGAGUCCCAUAUGACACCUUGGCUGUUCGAGACAUUUUUAGAAGAUUAUGCCAUCUGCCAUCAUCAAAAGGACCUAUUGCGGUGCAUUGCAGUGCAGGCAUUGGUAGAACCGGAACAUAUUGUGCAAUUCAUAACACCAUCCAAAGAAUUUUAGUUGGUGACAUGUCUGCUUUGGAUCUUGUUAAAACCAUAAGCACUUUCAGGUCACAGCGAAUGGGGAUGGUCCAAACAUUGGAUCAAUACAUCUUUUGCUAUGAAGCUAUUAUUGAUGAACUCGAAGACCUUGUCUCGGGUUCCGACAUUCAAGGGAGCUUAAAAUGAUUGAUGACGAUUGGAUCUAAUCUCAGCUAAUGCUCUUGAUCUUGAAGAACCCAAAGUCUAUUGUUUUUUCAUGUUUCACCGAUUCGGAGUUAACUACAAAGUUCGACGGCGUUAUUGUUUAGGUGUUAAGGCAAUGUGCAUUCUUUGCUUUCCGGUGAAAUGACAUCUUUAACCCUCUUGCUCUAGGGUUAAUAGGUUGAUUUAGUUGUGGUUAAUGAUUGUUAUUUCAUUGUGAUUUGCAUAUUGUUUCUGCUUAUAAAACCCUAUUGGAAUAUUAGGAGAUUCUGCAUUACCAUGUCUUGUACAAUUUUGCUUUUUACUUGUCUUUUUUUGUGGU